Messenger RNA from Neolamprologus brichardi, 529 nucleotides. The record is from RefSeq and is a predicted model, not a curated record. NCBI's taxonomy places the organism in Eukaryota, Metazoa, Chordata, Actinopteri, Cichliformes, Cichlidae.
UAAGAGUUUUGGGUUUGUUUCCUACUUUUUUGAUAUUUGGGAUAAAACUUCUGAACUAACUUCUUUAGUUUCUUCUAUUAUUGUAUACUUUCUUUGGGCUUGUAUUACUGUCAAAUUACUACUUACUAAAAUUAAGUAAUGGUCAGUGGUGAUUGGAAGUGGGUGUUAAUUUAUUUGCUCUGUUUGUCAGAAUGGGGUGAUGUCGGGUCUGAUGCAGAUUCUGCUGCUCAAAGUUUCAGCUCACAUCACCGAGCAACUGGGCAUGGCGCCUGGAGGAGAGUUUAGGGAGGCCUUCAAAGAGGCUGGCCGGGUACCUUUUUGUAAAUUUCAUCUCGGGGAUCGGCCAAUUCCUGUGACGUUUAAGAGAGCCAUCGCUGCUCUCAGUCUCUGGCAGAAGGCCCGUCUGGCCUGGGGUCUUUGCUUUCUGUCAGACCCAAUCAGGUAUAAAUUCAUCUUGAUCGCUUUCUGUCACACAGCGAUUCAAUCGGCCCUUCGGGGGACGGAAUGCCGUGUCUACCUCCAGAUCUUU